Messenger RNA from Menidia menidia (Atlantic silverside), 795 nucleotides. Lineage: Eukaryota; Metazoa; Chordata; Actinopteri; Atheriniformes; Atherinopsidae. The record is from the annotation of a GenBank genome assembly.
CUCUCAAGCUCUCCAAACCUUUCAACAGGAGUGAACUGCCUUGCGUAUGAUGAGGCCAUUAUUGCGCAACAGGACAGAAUUCAGCAGGAGAUAGCCAACAGUAACCCCUUAGUGUCGGAUAGACAGAACUUGUCAGUGCUGCAGAAAGAAUAUGCUGAGGAUGACACGGUUUAUCAGCUCAAGAUCAAGGACCUUCACAAAAAAUACUCGUACAUUCGUAAGACACGACCAGAUGGAAACUGCUUCUACAGAGCCUUUGGAUUUGCACAUCUCGAGUCCCUGCUAGAUGACAGCAAAGAACUUCAGAGGCAAGUGGUGUUCAAAGCAGUUGCAGGCAAAAGUAAACUGGACCUGGUUAAUGAAGGCUUCACUGAGUUUACCAUUGAAGACUUUCACAAUACAUUCAUGGACUUGAUCGAACUUUGUGAGAAACAGCCUAGCCUGCAGGAGCUGCUGAGCUCUUUCAAUGACCAGAAUGUGUCGGACUAUGUGGUUGUGUACCUGCGACUCCUCACUUCAGGCUACUUGCAGCGAGAACAUACCUUCUUUCAGCAUUUCAUUGAAGGAGGACGUUCUGUUAAAGAAUUCUGCCAGCAGGAAGUCGAGCCAAUGUCAAAAGAAAGUGACCACAUUCACAUCAUCGCCUUAGCUCAGGCCCUGAACGUAUCUAUUCUCGUGGAGUACAUGGACAGAGGAGAGGGAGGAACUGUCAAUCACCACGUCUUCCCUGAAGGCGGUGACCCACGCAUCUUCCUCCUGUAUAGACCGGGCCAUUAUGACAUCUUGUACAAAUAA